Molecule: messenger RNA, 1747 nt
Organism: Annulohypoxylon maeteangense
Lineage: Eukaryota; Fungi; Ascomycota; Sordariomycetes; Xylariales; Hypoxylaceae
Product: peptidase
Exons: 1
Coding region: 540-1619 (359 amino acids)
Source: RefSeq, a predicted model, not a curated record
CGUCCCUUUCCACCCCGGCACGAGUUUGAUAUAGCCUAUUCCCUUUCUGGGCUAGCGCCGGAAUUUGUUUUCGCGGCGUUAGUGCCACUUAUCUCCGAGACCAUUUCAAAGUUUCGAGCAGAACCUCUUUCCAGCCUCAACCAUAGAACGCUCAAAUCUAUGAAUUGAGGCCAACCUAAGACGGCAGGAUGGUAUCGUUCAUUUCAAUGAACAUACCUACCUACAGAUUAAUCUACACAAUAAUUACGAGUCACCGCGUUGCAUCCAGGUCGCGAAUUAGAGAAAGCUUCUGCCUAAACGCGGGCAGAUGGCGUGAUGAUUAAUCCUACCCUCUCCCUUGUUUUAGAAGCCCCUCAUCGCUGUCUACAAGAGGAAGGGCGUGAGCUGUGCACAAGUGUCAGCUUGUCAGCAUGCCAGCAUAUAAAAACUCAAGUGAGGUCCUCGUGUAAGAAAGAAUAAAUAUCAAUACCAAGAUACAAGGUAUCUAAAACCGAGAACCAAACGCUCAAUAUCUAUAAUAUUCUCAUCCAUAACCCAAGAUGCCCUCAGCAGUAAUUCCAAAGGCCUUAGAGCCCGGCGCAACAAUAGCAUUUAUCUCUCCAUCAGCUCGUCUGAAUAUCCGAUGUUCCGCCUUCAUGACACGGGCGACCUCCGUGCUAAAGGGGCAAGGCUAUAACGUCCGCGAAUUCUUCAAUACCGAUACGGGCAUCCAAUCAUCCAUCGCCAACCGUCUCUCCGAGAUACGGGCCGCAUUCUCCGACCCGUCUAUUUCCGCCAUCAUAUGCACCAUCGGCGGAUCAAACUUCACAGAGUUGCUCCCCGCUCUAGUUGCCGACACGGAACUCCAUUCCGUCAUCCGGGCCAACCCGAAGAUCGUCGUGGGCUUCUCCGAUAUCACCGGGGUACACUGGUUUUUACAUGCGCUCACCGGUCUCCGCACAUUCUACGGUCCGGGAGCAUUGCCGGAGCUCGGCGAAGCUAACUCUGUCGACGACGAGACCACACCACUUUCAUUUUGCGUCAAGAAUCUCUUCCGCAUUAUCACUAGCCGCGAAGCUAUCGGCGAUAUUCAGCGGUCUCCUACAUACGCACCCAAGCUUGCGGCGUUAUUCGACAAUUCGGAUACCCCAAAGCCACCAGAGAUUAUUCCUACCCCUGGCUGGAUAUGGAUUCGACCCGGAAAGAGUCAAGGACGACUUUUUGGUGGCUGUCUAACCGCCGUGGCGCGUCUCGCCGGAAUACGCAGCAUCGUCCCUGAUUGGCGAGGCAAGAUAGUGUUCUUCGAGACGGCUAUAGGCGAGGAUGAAGCCUCCGGUAACCCAAUCUACCGGGUACAAGCGGGCAUUGCGGACCUUAUAGCGCAGGGCGUGUUUGACGACGCGGCUGGGUUGGUAGUUGGACGGCCAUUCGGGUAUGAUUCCGAGAAGAUGAGGGACGAAUAUAUCGGUGUUAUUAAAGGACUUCUAUGUGAAGGACCUCUGGCUGAGAAGAAGUUCCCGAUUCUAUUCAAUGUGGAUAUUGGUCAUACUACUCCGAUGGUCACUUUGCCGUUCGAUACCUUAGCUGAGCUUGACUCGGAGAAGGAUCGGUUUGCUAUUCUAGAACCCGCAGUUUUGUAGAUGAUAUUUAAUAUCUAAGAAUGGCUUGGUUUCUGAGAACUCGGUCAGUCCAUGGAGUUCUUCGAAUUCCAGCUAGCUUAUGCGUCCCAUUCUAUCGAGACCUAUUAACUCUUCUACGUAAAUAAUUA